Penicillium verhagenii is the source of this 1167-nucleotide messenger RNA. RefSeq lists its product as uncharacterized. Lineage: Eukaryota; Fungi; Ascomycota; Eurotiomycetes; Eurotiales; Aspergillaceae. The transcript has 3 exons. The record is from RefSeq and is a predicted model, not a curated record. The coding region runs from base 1 to 1167 and encodes 388 amino acids. Gene Ontology annotation, biological process: carbohydrate transport; transmembrane transport. Gene Ontology annotation, cellular component: membrane. Gene Ontology annotation, molecular function: carbohydrate:proton symporter activity.
AUGCAACUUCCCUCCGAAGAGACGAGUCGUGAGGAAUGUGCUUCUAACCCCGACGAAUCUAUAGCCAACCCAAAUACAACACUUUGGCAAGCUUUUCGGAUUUCUUGGAAAGUAGUCGGGGCUUGUGGUCUAUUGACUUCCGCAAUCCUCCUCUAUGGAUAUGACAAUGUAAUUGUCGGGACUGUCACCUCGAUACCAGCAUUUCAAGAGCACUACGGCACCCUAGACGAUGAUAGCUACAUACUCCCCGCCUUAUGGUUAGGCAUAUGGAAUGCCUCGGGUUCUAUCGGAACGAUGAUCGGUGCCAUCAUGGGUGGUUUUAUUCAAGAUCAAUACGGUCGCAGAUUAUCCCUCGCGCUUGGAAGUGCCCUAUCUGCCAUCGCGGUCGCCAUAUGCUACGUUUCUGACCUGCCAGCGGGGAUGGAUUCACGACGAGGGGUAUUCCUGGCUUGCAAAUUGCUGCAAGGCAUUGCAAUAGGGGGCGUUAUGAGCACAACGCAAACAUACAUGUCCGAAGUCCUUCCUCCCCGACUGCGUGGUCCAGUUUUGGCAUUUUUUCCUAUCUUUACACUUUUUGGACAGCUAGUCGGUGCUGUGGUCGUGUACGUUUCUUUGGACAAACCCGGAUCAAUGUCGUAUAGAAUCUGUUUUGCUUCGCAGUGGGUGUUUUCAGCACUUCCACUCAUCUUGGCCACAUUCUUGCCAGAAAGUCCUUCUUGGCUCACUCGCCAAAGUCAACAAGAGAAAGCGUUCAAAGCACAGCGACGAUUGGAAGAUUCCGAUGCUGCCGCGAGCGCAUUCAGACUACUAUUAUUGAAAGAGCGGCAAUUGGGAACUUCUUCAUAUCUUGAUUGUUUUAAGCAAACUAAUCUGAGACGAACAUGGAUCGUGGCAUUUGCAAAUAUUCUACCCCAGCUCUGGGGCUUAACCCUUCUGGCUAAUGCUAGCUACUUUUUACAGGUCAUUGGAAUGAAAUCAGGCAUCAGUAUCAUUUUUUUGAUUGUGGGCAUUGCGUUAGGCCUUGUUUCCAAUGUGAUCAGCAUGAAAGCUUUGGACCUUUUCGGCAGGAGAUACCUGUCACUAAUGGGAAUGGGAAUCUCCACCGUUCUAUGGCUGGCUAUGGGAAUUGCAGGAUGUUUCCACAAUACGGAGGUGAUCAUGUGGUAA